AUGCCUACAAAUAGAGUGACCAACGAAGAACAAAGGAAAUUAAUAGAAAGAGAUGAGUAUGAAUUACAAAAAUUUAAAGAAUCUAACAAAAUUAAAAGUGAAUAAUUCUAUGCAAUUCAUAUAUUUACAUGCAUAUAAUAUAGAGAUAUUUUUCAGAUGAAAGAAUGAUGAAAGUGAAAGAAUACCAUCUGAAAAAGUUUUCUCUUAAUGUUCAAAUGCAUACAUGUGUUAUGUUUUUUCCUCACACUGUAUCUUACAUUAUGGUAGAAAAAGUACCAGAAGAGGGUGCCGAAGAUUUUGACGAAUCGGCCGAACCAGUAAUGGUAGAAAAAAGGAUUUGUGAGGUGGCAAAUACGUGUGCUCUUAAAUACGAAGAGUUUAUGGUUGUCGAAGCUAAGGAAAUACAAUUGACAUCAGAGACUUUGGAAGAGGUAUACAUUUAAAUAUAUAAUAUAUUUUAACAAUUAGAAAUAUAAUGAUUACUUACCUAUAGUGUCUCAGUUAUAACAAAACUCGAUUACUGGAAUAAAUAUAAAGUUAAAUUUUAACUUAAAUAUUAUAAUUAGUUCAAUAAGUUUCUCAUGGGAUAGUUUUACUUUUGCAACAUAAUUUAAAGUUUUUUUCUCUUUUUUAAAAAAAUUGUUGAUAUUUAGGUAGUUAUAUAUAUAAAAUAUGUGAUUAUAUGAACCGUUAACUGCAGAAUUCCUAAAUAUUCAAAUUUUAAAAUUGUUCAAGAAAGACAAAAAUUUUCUUACCAAGUUCACUGCCAUGUACUUUUACUAUGCAUUGCCUAGGAAGCCAUGUCUAAAUUUUCGUAUAAACGCCAUUAAUUACCAUACUUGCUUUCGGGGUAUAAUAGGACACAGGUACAGCGUACAUACUGUAUAGGGAUCGAAUUUCUUGGAUCCAAUAACUUUAUGUUCGAAAAUCUUACACGGAAGUGUUGUGUAAAGAAUAAUGCUAAAAAAUAAUUUUAAUUGUUGAAUAUUUUUUUCUUUUUAAAAUUGACAAACAUAAAUACAAACCUUUACGCGUGAAAGGCAAGUUUGCAGUGUACAAAAGAGUUUUUUAAAUAUUACAUAAAAUGAUUACAGAAAUGAAUGGAUGUACGUAAUUUCACCAGCACCUCAAAUAUUGGCCUUUUUUGUGCCAAUAUUUAGCAUGUAAUUAGCAUGAAUUUGCAUGCCUAUUACCAGAAUUUGCAUUCUUUUUUUAGGCGUUAAAUCAAAAAACCUACGUGGGGGCUAUGAAAACGUUUCUAUAGCCCUCCGGAUUUUAAAUUCAGCGUUUCGCAUAUUAAGCAUGCAAUUAGCAUGAAUUUACAUGACUGAUCCCAACAUUUGCACUACACUUCCCCGCUAGUAAUAAGUAUUUUUUCGGAUUUGCGUAUUUCAUCAGCCCCUCUCCCCAUUUAAUAAUUUCAAAUUUUUUUUUGCGCCAAUUUUUAGCAUGAAAUUAGCAUGAAUAAAAAUUGGUUUUUUUUUUGAGGUUUUCUUAAGGGAGGAGGGGGCUGGAGGAACAUGUCUACAACCUACGGUACGGCACUCGUCGUGUUAAUAAUUAGAGUAAUUUGAAAUUUUAGAUUAAAAUUUUGUAUAACAUUUUUUUUUAAUUAAAUUUUACGAAUAUUUAGAUUUUAGAAUAAACUUUCAUUACAAAUUCUUAUUUUCUUUAGUGAUAUUUGCUUGUUCCUUUCAUUUUAAUUUUCCUUAACUCUCGGUGAGAAACCUUCUUUUAUGUCACUAAUCAACAUUUUUUUACUAUAUAAACAGUGACGUGUCACUUAUAUCCAGUAGGUAGCCUUAGUAAGUUAGGUACCCUGGUUUUUUUCAAUCCUAGAAAAGUAAUAUUUAACAAGAUAACUUUUAUUCCUUCCGUGAAAUACGGUGGUUUUCAUGAUGAUGUAAACUAUAGGUUUAAAUAUGGUUAGAUAAGUUGUAGAGAAAAGCAUCAAGUGUUUUAUGUAACAAGAUAAUAUUCCAAUGAAACCUGAAAUUAAGUUUUACAAAAGUAUGGUGAGACUAUGUUGUAUGAUUUAGAGUGUUUGACGGUUGACAAAAAAAAUAAAAUAGAAAAUGAGUUUAGCAGAGAUGAGAAUGAGCGGAGUUACAAGAGAAGAUAGGAUAUGGGAUGACUGCAUAAGAGAUAGCUUGAACAUGACUUCGAUACAAGACAAAAUGAGAGGAAAUAGAAUGAGAUGAUUUGAGUAUAUCAUGGGAUGGGAGGAAUUUAAAGCAGUUAUAAUCGUCAUGAAAAUAAUCAUCGGAGGAAAGAGAAAGAGAAGAAGACCAAAUAUAUAGUGGUUGGAUAUGAAUAUAUGAUAUAAGAACAGCCGGUGUAUACAAGGUGAGAGAUCGGGUCAAGUUUAGGUCGAGGGGGACCAAUUCCAAAUAGUUGGGUUAAAGGCGAAGGAGAAAAAGAAGAUAGUUGGCUGUGGGCCGCAGCUUAGGUUUAGUAUAUAAAUAAUUAAUAACGUCGUCCACCUAUAUUCGUAAUUACGUGUGAUUCCGAUUGCGUUGUAGUGCCUUCACUAAAACCGUCAACAAAAGUAACGGUAUCACUUGAAGCAGCAUAUAGUGAAACAAAAUUUAUAUUUUACGGCAUCAAAAUAUGCUUAGUGCUUACGUAUAUACAGAACUUACUUAGAUUUUGUUUUAAAAUAAAUGCUCCCUUUACAAAAUUAAAAAAGGACAAUAUUCUGAAACUGUGUUUUUCCAUUAUUUCGAAUAUAAUACUCAAUUUAUCGUCUAGAAAUAAUGAGUAAUGACUUCAUUAUUAUCAAAUUACUACAAAUUUACAAAAAAAGGAAUUAUUUAAGAAAAACACAUUGUCUUGUCCUUCAGAACAUUGUGCUAUUUUAAUUUGUCUGAUAGGUGCUUUUACUCUACAUCAAAAUUAAGCGAAUACUGUAUUUCUAUGUCUGCGUCGACAUGUUUUUAUUACCAAAAAUAAAUACACACACUUCUUAUGAUGGGGUAAGCCAAUGUUGUAGGUGAGAAGUUGGGAAGGUAAAGGGACAAUUUAAUAUGUGUCUGUACGCAACGAUAUAUCAUUUCUAACGAAAAAAUAUUCUAAGUGGAGUUCGAUUAUAUAUGUUCUGAAGGACUGUAAUAUUUACGGUUUAAAAAUAAUAUACAUGUAUAUAAUGUAUUUCUUAAAUUUUCCUGUUUUUCCUACGUUUUUUCCAUAUAUUUUGAAAACUAGAAAAUGACAUUCUCAUUGUACCAAUCCAGGCAAAUUUCUUUUCAAGAAAGGUGCUAUACUUGAAAAUCAGAGCAAAAUUUCUAGUGAAAAAGUUAUUCACAAAAAAAAAAUUAUAAUAAUAAUAAUAAAUAAACAUCAAUGUAAAAUCAUUAGGUAUAGUCCUGAUGAGUGAGGCUCCAUUCAGAAUCUAAAAUCGCCAAUUUAGUUUAUUUUUAAGACUAUAUACCUACACAGUGUAUUAUGUAUUUUACGGUUAAUGUUGUACAAUUGAUUAAUCGGUAUUACCGUAUCAAUAGUUUUUGUGUAUAAAAACCGAUUUUAUGUUGCUAAUUUUAUUAUUAGAUUGUAUUAGCCUUGUAUCAAAUAUUAAGGUGAUAACAUUAUCUAAUAAUAUACGUAGACUUGUUUUCAAUAUUAUAAUUGUCAAGCAAGAUAUAAAUACGUGAAAUAUUUAAAUUAAAAAAAUCAUCAAAUUUGGCUAAAAUAAUAAAAUAAUGAAAAAUCGAAGGCGCAUUUCCCUGACAUUUCGAAUUUGUGAACCAAACGGGGGCUAUCGAUUGUUCUUUAUUUGUUCUUGUUUAUUCAACAAGUUCCUAAAAUGUCCUACUUCAACAAAUUGUAUACAUUUAUAUAUGAUAUUUAAAAUUUAAUAAUUUUCCUUAAUUUUCCUUGAGGUAACUACCUCAAAAAAUGACUGCCACGCCACUGAAAAUCACAAAAAUAUUUAGAUUUUCACGUUUUCUUAAUUCUGGACAUAUUUUUUAUGGAAACCUAUAUAGACAAAUACCAAAACGAUAUUGGAUUUAUAUCAGUUUUAAAGUAUAGAAUUCAUUGAAUGUUGAGUCCAUCUCCAGUAUUUUGUGUUUCAUCAAAAAUACAUUCAGAACCAGGUACCAGAAAUGAAAAAGUUUUGGAGAACAAACGAAGAACAAUCAAAAGCAUCUGGUCCGGAUCUGAAAUUUGAAAGUGAGGGUGCUGGGUUUUUCUCGACAUCCUUACCGUAAAUCGGUUAUAAGUCAGGAACAGGGAUGGAAUUUACUAGAACAAACGAGGCAUAAUAGAAAGUCCUUGAUUUGGUUCCAAAAUUCAGUGUGGGUGCUGGGAUUUCCUCUGCCCCCCCCCCCCGAAAAUCGAAUAUGAGUCGUGAACGGGAAUAGAACAAACAAAGAGAUUUUCGGAACAAACAAGAACAAACGAAAAACAAUCGAAAGCCUCUAGUUUGCUUUAAAAAAUUCGAAAAUGGGGGUGCCAGGGAAACGUACCUUUUUUCCUUUUAAAGUUUUUAAUAUAAAAGAAUAAACUAAUACUUAACACAAAAUUAGCUGCUCAAAAUCGGUUAAAGUAAAAAUACAAUGGUUUUAAAACAUCAACCGUAAUAUAUAUAGGAUGAUUCACUAAGUGUACUCACUCCAUUUUUUUGAUUACUGCUCUCUUCCUACCUAAACGUAAAAGUGGAAUAUCUCGUUAAUGGAAAUCAAAAAUUGUAACUCCAACAUUUAUUUGAAGUAACACUCCCUUUAUUUAUGAAAUUUUAGUAUUUCAGUGGUUAUAUUACAAACGAUACCUAAUUGCUCAUAGGUACUUAUAUGUAAUCUGUUAUAGAUGUUUUUGAUGGAAAGAAAUGUUCUGGAAAGUUUCUCGCCAAGAUUAGUUGAUGAAUUGCUGAGUAAAAAAGUAUUUUCAGUAUUGUUGUCACUGCCUGUAAUAAAAAAUGAAGGACAUAACGCCAUAGAAGACGAAGACUUCACCAAGUACUGGGGAGUGCCUGAAGAGAAGAUGAGCACGAUAAUUUAUGGCAACCAGAAUCCGGUGAAUCCCAGUCCAAAAUCGUAAGUAUGUAGAUACCUAUUAUAGAAAGUCCAAGAAAGAAUGAGAGAACGAUACAUAAUUUUCAAGACCUUUAAGAAAAGCAUUGUGUACUAUAUGGUUAUUACAUGAAAUAAUAUCAUUAAUUAGUCUAUAACUACGAGUGGAUUUUAUUUCUUAAUUUGAAAGUCUAAACACUUUUAUUAACGUUUGGUCCAUCUGAGCCUACCAUUAAUAGUUUUUCUUUGGGAAAUUCAGCGCUGUUUAAUGCUAACAUUAAACAUUCAUCAAUUUUAAUUGUAGUAGAUGCAAUAAAAAAUUUUUCUAAUUGGCUUACAAUAAUCUCCUUAUUUGUAUUACACCCGCAAUAAAGCACGGCUACUUGUAACUCUUUUUCCCGAAUUGGUAGUUUCAACAUACAUAAGCGUAUAGUAUUUUGAAUAGUUUUGAAUUUUGCCUAAUAAUCUAUCUAAAAUGAAGACCUAAAGCAUCAGUAAUUAAAUAAGACAUUUUGGGCUUAUACUAAGUACAUUAGAUAUUGCUUUUAGAAACAUAGUUUUAUAUAAUUCAGCUAGUAUAAUGUCUGAACUGCCCGACAUGUUGCAUAACACACUCUUCAUUGUCCAAAAAAGAUCAGCUUUAGAUUAGCUUCGUUUGUAAUAUACUUCAAGAUUUCCAAUGUACUCCAAGUUGUGUAACCAAGACUAUUAAUCUUCUCCAACCGUACUUUAUUAACGGUACACUUUCCCAUUUUUUUGGAGGUUCUAAUAAUCUAUAGUUUAAUGAGUGAUUAGGUACCUAAUUAUAUUUUUGAGUUUCAAAAGUAGAAAAUAAUUAUUAGUUUUAGAUUUUAAAAAAUUAUUUAAUUUGAUUUUAUAAUUUGUUUUGACUCGGCUAGUCACAAUCAAUUCAAUUUUCUAUUAAAUUGUAAUAUAGUCUUGCAGCUGACAAUAUAGUAGUGAACAAUUUCGGGGAAAAAGUCCCUUCGAUGUAUACGCCUACUAAUCCACUAAGUAAAGCUUCGGCUCUUACAGUUUUGUUCAACAAGUUUUCCAUAACCAAUCAAUACGUCGCACCUCAGCCUCCUGUACCGCAGGUUAGUAUAUUUCAGUAUAUUCUAAAAACGAUUUUCAAUCAUCUGUAAAUAAUAUAGUCGUUGUUAACUGUAUUUUUACAGUAUCUCAUGAUAUUUGAAAUCAACAAGUCCGACAUUGUAUUACCAAUCAUCGAGGAUAUCGAAGACAAUAUCAUCAAUUACGGGUUUUUUCGUAGCGCCGAUCCUGAAAACCCAAGACUAUUGUGCAAAAAUCACGAGUUGUUAGUUACUUAUGGCAUGGAAAAAAUCGGGUACCUGUCUAUAUAAAUUUAGUAUAGAGUAUAGGUUAACAAUAAAAAUAUCAUAUUUUCAGACACCUGUUUGUGAUCUGUUAAAAUAUUCGGAAAAAUUAUUGCAUUAACAUUAUGUUUAUUUUGUGUGUAUAGCAAAGAUGCAAAACUAGUGUUAUCUGUAAUUAAAGACUACAAAGACAAAAGCAUGUUGCGAUUCAUAGACGCUGGGCCCAUUUACGUAAGUACGGACAGUGAGUUAGGCAUCGAUGAUGCUGCUCAAUUUUUCCCGUACAACUUUGAAGAGAUAGAAGGUGAGAUAAAGAUGUUGGUUGACCGUUUCUUUCAUAACGACGAAGCUACAGAUGGAGAAUACGAACUGGAUGAAGGUAACGAUGAAUUCUUGGGCGAAGACGAUAUAGAUCUACAUACGUCAGACAUCACUGUGCGUUAG
Messenger RNA from Cinara cedri, 6790 nucleotides. NCBI's taxonomy places the organism in Eukaryota, Metazoa, Arthropoda, Insecta, Hemiptera, Aphididae. The record is from the annotation of a GenBank genome assembly.